CAUUUACAGUGAUCCCCACUUUGUUAACAAGGUGAAUCCUAUAAAUGCUGAAUCGUGUGAAUCUCACAAGUUAUGUAUCAAGGUACUUCAUCUCGAAUAGCAUGAUAUUUUUUUCAUUUAAGCAGACAAUUUUUAAGUGUUGAGUGUAAAUAAUGUGGAGAAUAACAUGGAUAACUAUCUUAAUAAUAGUUCCCGCAUUCUGCAAUGCUCAUGAAAGAGAUAAGAGGGCUAUCGAAAACGAUUCAAGAAACCAGAAAUCCUUUGAUGGAUACAAUUACCCACCACCGGGCAAACCUUUCACUCUACCAAAUAAAGAUCAGUCUACUAGACCACCAACUUCAAUAACAUCUCCAAAGGUUCGCCCACCGACGUUUUCGUCAUCACCAACAAAGAAUAUUCGCCCAACCGUAUCGCCUACUUUUCCAUCUUCGUCACAAACCUCUUCAAUUCCACAGAAAACAUUUACUGAAAGGAAACCUCCACCAACAAGUACCACAGACCGAAAAACUGUAGUACCAAAUAAGGGUAGUGGAUAUGAAUAUACUACACCAAAGCAGCCGUUCACUUUUCCAGCUUCCACCUUUAAGCCGACUAAAAAAAUUCCAACGCAAACAAAACCACCAUUUAGUUUGCCCACAAAACCACCUGUCCCUUCUAUUCCUACUCGUCCAGCUUUAAUUGUUACUACUAAACAACCAUUCAAUUUCAACACACCAAGUUCACCUAAACCAUCUAUACCAUUUGGUAAACCGACAAAACCGUCCACUUUUCCUAGUGUAACUAACGACAGACCUAAAGUUUCUCAAACUGGAUAUGUCUACACAACCCCAAAAACACCUUUCUCAAUAACACCGUCACCUGUCACCUUUGCAAAAACUCCACAGUUUCCUACAAUAAAACCUCAAACUUCAACUCAACAACCGUUCACUAAAACACCUCGUCCUGCAACUCAAUCGAUAUUUAUAUCUCCAUCUCAAGCAACCAAACCAAACUACUUUCCAAAUUUACCGGAAUCGACUUUAAAGCCAGCAGUAGUUACAUUCCCUCAGUCAUCUACAAAAUCACCAUAUAUUCCACCUAGCUUUUCUACUACUAAGAGACCUCAGCCAUCUCGUAUACCAACACAAACGAUACAUACUUCAACACCAAUUAACAAACCAUUCACUCAAACAGCUAAAUUUACUCCUACUUCACCCACAAAAUCACCAUUUUCCCGACCAUCACCAUCAUCACGCCCUUCAACUCAACAAUCUUAUGUAACCAAGAGUCCUACACAAUCUCGUCCAUCUACACAAGCAACUUUCACAUCUAAAUAUUCACCAGCAAUAAGUACAAAACCACCUGGAUAUUUACCACCUAAAACAGGUACACCUUUUAAUCCAUCAUUUCCAACAUCUCCAACAGGUACACCUUUUAAUCCAUCAUUCCCAACAUCUCCAACAGGUACACCUUUUAUACCAUCAUUCCCAACAUCUCAAACAGGUACACCUUUUAAACCAUCAUUCCCAACAUCUCAAACAGGUACACCUUUUAAACCAUCAUUUUCAACAGGUACACCUUUUAAACCAUCAGGUACUCAACCUAGCAAGACGCCUUUUAACCCAACUCGACCAAAUACACCUUUCGUUCCAUCAGUUCAAACUCCCUCCCAAACACCAAGAUUUCCUUCUCAACCAACUAGCAGACCAACUAUAUCAUUUGGGACACCAACGUCUAGUCCACGACUUCCUUCCCAACCAGGAACCAGACCUCCUCCUUACUUACCACCUUCUUCCCCAAGACCCAACUACCCUACUGUAACACCUCCACCAUAUCCAACACCUUUAUACAGUAUAACACCUAGCACCUCUUCUUUACCUCCUCCGACAGGAUUUCCUGCAUCACCACCAACUAUACCACCUAGUACAUAUAGACCAAAUGUUGGAUAUAAUUAUCAAAUUCCAGAUCUCCCAUUUGAAUUCCGUAGACGUUAAUUACACAUAUGCACUAUUAUUAUAUAAAUUGAAAAAAUAAGUAGAACUCAGUGAGCAGGGGAUGAUGAAUUGUCUUUAAAUCGCUUUUAGGACAUUUUUGAAAGGCUCAUUUUUUAUUAAAAGGCGGUUCUAAAAGAGUUGUUCUGUACAUAAGACAUGUUGAAAAACUCCUAUGAGUAGGUAUGGAUUGACUCAGGCUGUCCUAAAUGCGUCUAAUAUUCAAUCCAUUUCCUAUGCCCACUAGGAAGUGUGUUAAAAAAAAUUUAUCCUUGAUAUCGUUAAAACAUCAGAAUUUGAGAAAGUGGUUUGAAGAGUAAUUUAUAAUAUUGUACAUAGAAACGCAUUUCACUUAAACGGAAGAUUUUUCUUGACAGCUUUAUCCAACGAUUAAUAAAGAAUACAGCAUUGAAGGUAAAUAUAUAAAAUCAAAGUGAAAAAAAUCCUAUUAUUUUAUCAUAUUUGGCAUUUAAUGCUAAUGUAAAGUAUGUCUUAUUGUCGAUUAUGCUGAUAUAUCCCUUUUUACUUUAUUAGAAAGUGUUAUAUGUUAUUAUCAAAACACCUGAUUUAGAAAGCAUUUUUUACAAUAUAAAGCUCUUCAAUUCGGUUACUUCAACGGAACAGAAAUAAACAUUUUUUAAAACACUUCGUUACUGGCGUGACUAGUCGUUCAGAAAUACUCAACAAUUGUAAAAUUUUGAAUUCAAAUUAUUCUCAAAAUGAAUCAAAAUUGCAGAAAUUUUCAGUCUUCUAUAUCAACGAAAAGUUCUGUACGAAUAGAUAUUCAAUAUUUAUAUAGUAAUAACAUAUUAUAACUAAAACUAUGGAUCUUUUGUAUACAUUAAAAUAAUAAAUUUUUAAUAAAUAAAUGUAAUUAUAACAA
Molecule: messenger RNA, 2853 nt
Organism: Leptopilina heterotoma
Lineage: Eukaryota; Metazoa; Arthropoda; Insecta; Hymenoptera; Figitidae
Product: proline-rich extensin-like protein EPR1
Exons: 3
Coding region: 153-1973 (606 amino acids)
Source: RefSeq, a predicted model, not a curated record